GCAGAGAGAGAAUCUGUGUUUGAGAGAAAGUGCAAGAGAGAGAGUGAGAAGCACGCCUGAAAUUCCACAAGAAAUUUGCCCCCUAGGAUGAAAAAGAGGCGUGCUUAUGUGUUUGGGGUACAGUGACACUACGAGGCACCUUGGUAACCAGUGAUCUCUGAGAGGACCACUAAAUCAAAGCUUUUUUCGUCGCUCUUUCCGAACUGAAAAAUCCGCAACAGGCUGGAACAGGACACACGAUCAUUUAAGUGCAAGAAUACUAGAAUACUGCUGCAGUGAUGCCAUCCAAUAAGCAUUCCAUCAUGGUGGAGAGCAAGAUGUCUGCGACAGCCGUGGUUAACGGAGACACCCCCCCCGCUGAGGGCUUAUUAGAAAACGACAGCGGUGUGGAGAUGACCAAUGAGAACAGCCCGCUGACUGCUGCAGAACCGCCCUCCCCCUUCAGUCCCAAGCAGAAUGGAGAUGCUGCUUCACCUGCAGACACAGAUAUGAACCAAUCAUCUGGCAGCAGGAAAAGAAGCAGGAAGAGAUCGGAGGAGAGCACCUGGGACAGUGCUUACAGCGAGUCCCUGCAGGAGAAGUGUGGAGGGGAAAGGGCAGAUGAGUGUGAGUCAGGGCUAAGGGAGAGGCCUCGUCCCCGGACCAUCUUCCAGGUGGGCCUGGCCCCUCACAGCAAGUCCCGCCACAGAGACAGACCACGGCAGGCCAAACUGGACUACAGCAGCCCCCUGCAGCGCCUGCCCGUCGCUGUCCCGCCCCCACCCCUGGUCCCAGAGGUGCCCCCUCCAGAGGUGCUGGAGCAGGAUUCCAAGGACUCGGCCCAGAGCUCCUCCACCUCCCUCACGUCCUCCUCAGAUACCUUCUGCCAGGCAGAGUACAAGGACAACAAGGGUUUCGGAGUGGGGGAGCUGGUUUGGGGUAAGAUCAAGGGCUUCUCCUGGUGGCCGGGCAUGGUGGUGACCUGGAGGGCCACAGGGAAGCGCCGGGCCACCCACGGCAUGCGCUGGCUACAGUGGUUUGGAGACGGCAAGUUCUCAGAGGUGUCCGCAGACAAACUGGACUCCAUCACAGCCUUCUCCAAGUUCUUUAACCAGGCAUCCUACACCAAGCUGGCUUCUUACCGCAGGGCCAUCUUCCAGGCACUCAGGAUGGCGAGCGUGCGGGCGGAGCAGACCUUCCCCCACUGUGAGUCGGAGGGAGCCGAGGAGCAGGUCAAGCCCAUGCUGGACUGGGCCAAGGGUGGCUUCCUGCCCAAGGGCCAGGAGGGGCUCAAACCUACACACAACCCUGAGUCCAGUCCGUUGACCCAGCAGGUGUUGGACGUCAGUCUGCCUGAGUACUGCCCCCCCGCCAAGAAGCCUAGAGCCAGCUUCACCAAGCCCGGCCCCGAGGAGGUCUACAGUAGAGAACUAAUGGUGCAUGAAGUUUUGAAGAAUAAACGAAGUAUUGAAGAGUUUUGCCUGUCGUGCGGGAAGACAAGAGUGGCAACUUUCCACCCGCUGUUUGAAGGAGGCCUCUGCCAAGCAUGCAAGGAUGUGUAUCUCGAGAUCUCCUACAUGUAUGAUGAUGAUGGUUACCAGUCCUACUGCACAGUGUGCUGUGGAGGCCGUGAGGUUCUACUCUGUGGGAAUGCCAACUGCUGCAGGUGUUUCUGUGUGGACUGUCUGGACAUCCUGGUGGGUGCGGGGGCGUCUGCCAGCGCCCGGGACCUGGACCCAUGGCGCUGCUACAUGUGCCAGCCCCUGCAGGCUUAUGGCACGCUCACACGUCGCCACGACUGGAGCCUCAAGCUGCAGGAGUUCUUCGUCAAUGACAACGGCCAGGAGUUUGAGAGCCCAAAGAUCUACCCAGCAGUCCCAGCAGAACAGAGACGACCAAUCAGAGUUCUCUCACUCUUCGACGGCAUUGCGACCGGCUACCUGGUUCUGAGGGACCUGGGUUUCAAGGUGGACCAGUACAUUGCGUCAGAGGUGUGUGAGGACUCUAUCUCGGUGGGCGUGGUCCGACAUGAAGGAAAGAUCCAGUACGUUCAUGAUGUCAGGAACAUCACCAAAAAGAACAUUGAGGAGUGGGGUCCCUUUGACCUGGUGAUUGGAGGAAGCCCCUGUAAUGAUCUGUCAAUCGUCAACCCGGCCAGGAAAGGCCUGUAUGAGGGGACUGGGCGCUUGUUCUUUGAGUUCUACCGUCUGCUGAGUGAGGCCAGGCCCAAGGAGGGCGAGGAGCGCCCCUUCUUUUGGAUGUUCGAGAACGUGGUCGCCAUGGGCGUCAACGACAAGAGGGACAUCUCGCGCUUCCUCGAGUGCAAUCCUGUGAUGAUCGACGCCAUAGAAGUUUCUGCAGCUCACCGGGCUCGCUACUUCUGGGGCAACCUCCCAGGCAUGAACAGGCCCCUGUGUGCAUCUGGGAUGGACAAGCUGGAGCUGCAGGACUGUCUAGAACACGGACGGGUUGCCAAGUUUGGGAAGGUGCGCACCAUCACCACACGCUCCAACUCCAUCAAGCAGGGCAAGGACCAGCACUUCCCUGUCAUGAUGAAUGGCAAAGAGGACAUCCUCUGGUGCACCGAGCUGGAGAGGAUCUUUGGGUUCCCGGUCCACUACACAGACGUGUCCAAUAUGGGCCGCGGGGCCAGGCAGAAGCUGCUGGGCCGUUCCUGGAGCGUGCCCGUCAUACGACACCUCUUCGCCCCUCUCAAGGACUACUAUGCCUGCGAGUAGAGACCACCGCCCCCAAACACCCCCUCAGACCCCCCCCCCCCCUCUCUCUAUCCCUCCCCAACAGCUGAGUCGGCUGAGUACCCUUAAGGCCAUGGAGGGGUCAGAGGUCGGUUAGUCUAGCUGCCUUCCAUGAUGGGGGGAGAGAGGGGGGGGGGGAGCUUUUUCGUGCAGCUAAAGCUGGGAGUCUCAAAUCUAGACUCCUCCUGGUAAUGCCCUGUACUUCCCAGGACCCACACAGAACAGAGAAUGUUCUCAGACUGAAACAGUGACAGCCAGACUGUCGUUCUAGAACGGUCUUUAUAUCUGAACAGAAUGACCGUUUUAGGACAGACGAUUAAUGUUCUUGAUGUUUAAGAAAAAGAGACUGAGAGACCGGGUAAUUUAAUGUUAACUAAUACUUGAAUUUAUUGCAGUGCAAAAUCCCCCCAAAAUAUGUGAGCGAGUCCAACUAAGAAGUUGUUUUUGACGAGAUAGCAAAAAGUUUAAUGUUACUGCCUAUACCUGAUGUGUCUUAAAAACACUUAAAAACCAGUUACCAGAAGACCGUAGUAGAGAUUUUAGUUAAAGGGACUGUGUAUUAUGCUAAUGUUGUACACCAGGUUAACUCCUUGAUUUGCUGUCGUACCCAAAGUGGGCUGCUGAUAGUCCAGUUUUUCUGUCAGAUACUUCCAUGUUUCUCUUGAAUCUCCCUGGAGUUACAUACAGACAUAACUAGCAUUUCCCUGGAUUCUUCCAUUGGUUCCAUUGUGCUUGGCAUAAUCAAACCUGUAUGGAAGUAUUUGGGUAUUGCCAAAUCAACAGUCAAUACAAUCAAAACACUUUUUGGCCCAAAAUUGCAUUUUUAACUGUAUACCUUAACAAAGCCAAGGAAAUGAUCACUAGACUACUCGUUAAGAGUGAUUGUAGUUCCUGUUAUGUGUACUGUAUUUGUGAUCAUGUUUACAGGUUUGGUGAUUUCUCUCCUCGCCAAAGGAAACACAAUGAGUGACUUGUGAACAUGGCCCUUCUCUUGUGCCUGUGUGUAACAAAGGUGCUGUAGUCAUUUUAGUUCAAAAGUAGCUUUUAGCCAUGCUAGCAGUCUAAGCAUAGGUAAUGGAAGGGUUAAGAAAAUACCUCCGCCCACCUGACUUCAUUGCAAUUUGUUGACCAUAUGUUUGGCUGAGACCUAACAUUAACAUUGCAGUAUGCAGGUAUUUUCUUCUUUUUUUCUGUAGUCGUUUUACUUGUGCGGUUAAAUGCAAAGAUAACGUCCGGAUCUUUUGUUUCUGUGGAUGUAAAGAUGGAUAUAACCUAGUAUUGUCACGUGGGAGGUCACACUAAGAAUUGACCCAUAGUUCGCAGUCGCAAUGUUGUUGUUUUUUUUAGAUUGAAGUAAAGCACACACUUUGCUUUGUAACUCUCGGUAGUACUUUGCAAUCUCCUCUUAGAACAUUUUAACAUUACACAUGCCUCACACCAUUAUAGGUAGUGACAGGUACAGUGGUAGGCCUCCACCUGCACUCCACUGCAUGCAGUGGAGUGCUUGUUGCAGUGCAUAAGCUCCCACUAUGGACAUAGUAUAUAACAGUGAAGAUUCAACUGUGCUUCGGUCAUGUAAAGUGUUUAUUUUCCAUUUGUUUUAUUCCAUAUGUGUAUUGAAAAGACUGAACACAUUUAACUGAUUAUGUUUCUCGACAACGGAGACCUGCAAAAAAAAUUAUAUAUAUACAUAUAUAUAUGGUUGUAGACCCAUCUAGGUAAUGGACAAAAUAUGUGAAAAAUCCCUUCCUUUGCUUGACUCCUAAUUACAGAUCUAACAUGGUGUAGGGAAAACAGGUUGUUCUCUGAAGUCAUACACACCUGUGACCAGUUUAGUCUGGUCAGGCGUGGCAUUCCUUGACAGGAAGCUAGAAGUGAGUUUUAGGGUCAGGGGAAGCUGCCGCUUCAGAAAGUGAACAAAGACCUAGUAAACAAGGACCUAGAGAACAAGGACCUAGAGAACAAGGACCUAGAGACCUCACUCAGUUCAACACUGGCUGGCGUUCUGCCAGACGAAAACAACUUUUGAUGCUAAAACCAAUGGUAUUCUUUUUUCCGAGAUACCAAAAGAUUUGAGUAUCGUUGACAACCUGUACUACAACUGCUGUAACGUUGGCAGUGUCAAGCUUGAAAAGAAAGAUCAUGAGAUGUUUCUCUUGACUUUUGACAACUACCCUUUUUUUUACCCUUCUACUCGGUUCUGCUCACCAGCAAAACUAGUUGCACAGUUAGUGCUUAAUAUUUUUGUGAUGUUUUUAAUCUUUUUAAUCACUAGUUGUUUUUCUAUGUUGUUUUUAGACGUAAAUUUAAACAGUAUGAAUAUGGUUUGUGUUUUCUGAAAAGAAACCUUCUACAGUUCAAAUGUUUUUGUUAAUGCUCAUGUUUUGUUUUUAUAUUACUUUUUACUAGAUAUUAGAAGUACAUGUCAGAGUCUGCUAUUUUAGUACUUCUGAUAACAAUUUGGAAAUACAGUGAAAAAGUAUA
Osmerus eperlanus (European smelt) is the source of this 5219-nucleotide messenger RNA. RefSeq names its product DNA (cytosine-5-)-methyltransferase 3 beta, duplicate b.1 (gene dnmt3bb.1). The coding region runs from base 279 to 2717 and encodes 812 amino acids. The record is from RefSeq and is a predicted model, not a curated record. NCBI's taxonomy places the organism in Eukaryota, Metazoa, Chordata, Actinopteri, Osmeriformes, Osmeridae. Gene Ontology annotation, biological process: negative regulation of transcription by RNA polymerase II. Gene Ontology annotation, cellular component: nucleus. The transcript has 22 exons. Gene Ontology annotation, molecular function: DNA binding; DNA (cytosine-5-)-methyltransferase activity, acting on CpG substrates.